Molecule: messenger RNA, 1375 nt
Organism: Sander lucioperca (pikeperch)
Lineage: Eukaryota; Metazoa; Chordata; Actinopteri; Perciformes; Percidae
Product: dual specificity protein phosphatase 22-B
Exons: 8
Coding region: 84-704 (206 amino acids)
Biological process (GO): positive regulation of JNK cascade; regulation of cell population proliferation; protein dephosphorylation
Cellular component (GO): cytosol
Molecular function (GO): protein tyrosine/serine/threonine phosphatase activity
Source: RefSeq, a predicted model, not a curated record
ACAACUUAAAAAAACAAACAAACUGGUGAAAAGAAAAUCCCUAGUGUGUCCUUUGUGUGCUUUCCUCGAGACUUUUAGCUGACAUGGGUAAUGGAAUAAAUAAGAUCCUGCCUGAUCUGUAUCUCGGAAACAUCAAAGUAACAAGUGUGAGCAAGUACCAAAGACUUUUACAGUAUGCACGAGACAGGGAGCUGUUGGCGCAGCACAACAUCACCCACAUCCUAUCCAUCCAUGACACAGCUGCACCCAUCCUGGAGGACAUGACGUACCUGUGUAUAUCUGCUGCUGACCACUCAAAGCAAAACCUGAUUCAGUACUUCAGAGACAGCAUCAUGUUUAUCCACGAGUCCCGACUGAAAGGAGAGGGUUGCCUCGUUCACUGUGUGGCAGGAGUGUCCCGCAGUGUGACUCUGGUGGUGGCUUACAUCAUGACGGUGACGGGUCGCGGCUGGGUGGAGUCUCUGGCGGCGGUGAGGGCGGCGCGGCCGUGUGCGGGGCCCAACCUGGGCUUCCUCCGGCAGCUGGAGGAGUUUGAAAACACAGAACUGACAGAAUAUCAGGCCUGGUGGAAGGAACGAUACGGGAAGAACUCGUUCAACGAUGACGAGGAGAUGGAAAACCUUUUAACUCGGAAAUCCAACAGCAGCAGCAGCAAUAGCAUAACAACCAGCAUCACACCUGAGCUUGGCACAAGUGGCACCUGAAAGAAAUGUCUUCUAAGAGUCUCGUCUUUCGUGAAAUCAAGCCAUUGAAGGACUGUUAUUAUUAUCAUUAUUAUAAUUAUUAUCAGCUGCUUUUCUUCAUCAUCAACCCUGCAGAGUAAAGCUACAUCAGGAACCUGUUCUGUAUCCAUAUUACGAUGAAUCUCAUGUUUGCAGAAAGGCUGAGGAGUCAUGUGAGUGGGGGGGAAUUUUUUUUUAUGCCAUUAUCUCAGCCCCUCUUGUCAUGUCAUGUCCUCGCCUCUAACUGUCAAAAACACAUGCAAGGGCAGUCAAGCAUGACACCAAGGAAAUAUGUACAUACAGUCCACAGUGUGAACACACAUUUAGCAGCGUUCCCUCCCCCGGUUAGUUAUGUUAUGUUGUGUUGACUUGACUUGAAAUAUGAGUAUUACUUUCUGUAGACAGUGUGGGAGCUGAAGAAUACUGUAUCAGUAUCCAGUAAAACAGUAUCAGAAGCAGUAUUUAUUCAUAAAUCAGUUUUAUUCCUUAAUGUUUAUUUUUGUUUGUGUUGUAAAAAUGUGUUCAUGGUCUAAAUUAGACUCUCAAUUAUAACAUCUUGUGGAGUUACUGAUUGCCACCUACAUUUCUGCUCCAGAUUAUAUAGGCAUUUUACACAUGUAUUUGCAUUUUAUUUAAUAAAAUCCAUUAAUUGA